UGCGGGCUCCGCGGGGAAACUGCCGGCCCGGCCGGGCCGCACCGCACCGCGGGGGGACGGGCGGACCCGCCCCGGGCCCGCCCCUUCCGCGCCGGCGGCGCGAUGGAGGCCGGCGAGGCGGCGGGAACGGAGGCAGCGGCAGCGGCGGCGAGCGAGGCGGAGGCGGCGGUGGUGGCCGAGGCGCUGCGGCUGCUGCGGAUCGAGCCCUCGGCCGCGGGCGAUCCCGGCGCGGGGCGGGCGGACGGCGCGGCGGGUCCGUGCUCGAGGAACGCGCUGCGGAAGCGGCGGCGCUGGCAGCGGGUUCUCGCCGCCCGGCGCGGGAAGCGGCGGCAGGAGCGGCAGCGCCGCCGGGCACGGCGGGCAGCGGCGGACAGGGACGGCCCGAGACCGGCGCUCGGCAGCGGCCCCGCCGGAGCCGCGCCGCCCUCCCACCGCCGCGGCAGGGUUCCGGCCGCCCUGGCCACGGAGCGGCUGCUGGAGGCGCGGGCGGCGGGGCCGCGGCUGUGCGUGGACCUCGGCGUGGGCGGCAGCAUGACCGAGAAGGAGAGCGGCCGCCUGGCCUCGCAGAUCCGGAGGCUGUACGGGGCGAACCGCCGCGCGGCGCGGCCCUUCUGGUUGUGCCUGACGGGGUUCGCGGCCGGGACGCCGAUCUACGAGCAGUGCUUCCGCAUGAACGACGGCUUCGCUGGAUACCUGAUGGAUACAACUCCAGAGAGUUACCUGGACCUGUUUCCUUUGGAGGCCAUUGUUUAUCUCACUCCUGACUCUGAGAAUGUCCUUGAAGACAUUGAUCCGGACAAAGUGUACGUGCUGGGAGGCCUGGUGGAUGAGAGCAUUCACAAGCAGCUGACCCUGCGGAGGGCACAGGAGCACUGCCUGCAGACAGCCCGGCUCCCCAUCCGCGAGUACAUGGUGAAGGCCCCUAAUUCCAGGAACUACCACUCCGAGACGCUGGCCAUCAAUCAGGUCUUUGAUGUCCUGUCCACCUACUACGAGACGGGAAGCUGGCCAGCAGCUCUGAGGGCUGGAGUUUCUUCUGGAAAAGGCUACGUGCUACCGGAUACAGCGGAACAGGUGGAAACACCCCAACGCGCCACUGCUGCCCAAGAAAACUCUUUAUUUUGUGAUGAGGAGCUGCACAGGCAGGAAGCACCAGCAUGAAUGUGCACAGGAGACAGCUGUUUCCAGCAGUGUGAGGAUGUUGUUGGAGCAACACCUUCUACCUCAGGAAUGUGGUGCUGGACAUCCCCCAUGUCCCUGAGCAGGAAAGAAAAGUUGGUGGAGCCUAGUAUCAAGUGAAAACUGACAGGAAUCAGUUUUGCUUCUUUGCAAAACUUGUUUGUGACUCCUAUACCUACACUUGUUCUGGGAUGGGGGGGAGAGCUUUAGGGUGUUUUUGUCAUUUUAUUGAAACAGAGAGUAAGGUGAAGUUAGGAUUGCAAAGCUUAUGGGCAAGGAAAAGCCCCUACCAUGGGACAGGACAGUCCUGCUCCUGCAGGAGAUUGCGGGAUGGCGAGCAGUUCCCAAGGGCACUAUGUGCCAACAGCUUAAACCCAGUGAAGACUUAGUGAGUUGUUGAAGCCUUUGGCUAGUUGUAUGCAUCUAAUAUAAAAUAAAAGGUUUAGAUCCCCA
This is a messenger RNA of Prinia subflava (tawny-flanked prinia), 1632 nucleotides long. RefSeq names its product tRNA methyltransferase 10B (gene TRMT10B). Gene Ontology annotation, molecular function: tRNA binding. Gene Ontology annotation, biological process: tRNA N1-guanine methylation. The record is from RefSeq and is a predicted model, not a curated record. Lineage: Eukaryota; Metazoa; Chordata; Aves; Passeriformes; Cisticolidae. The transcript has 7 exons. The coding region runs from base 103 to 1161 and encodes 352 amino acids. Gene Ontology annotation, cellular component: nucleus; nucleoplasm.